Humulus lupulus (European hop) is the source of this 467-nucleotide messenger RNA. Its product is annotated as arabinogalactan protein 13-like. The record is from RefSeq and is a predicted model, not a curated record. Bases 96 to 275 code for a protein of 59 amino acids. The transcript has a single exon. NCBI's taxonomy places the organism in Eukaryota, Viridiplantae, Streptophyta, Magnoliopsida, Rosales, Cannabaceae.
CAAAAACCAACCACUUCUCAAUCUCUAAUUCUCUCUCAAUUUUCCAAGUAACAUUUUCAGCUCUUCUUCUUAUUCUACUAUUAUUUUCAACAAAAAUGGAAGCAAUGAGAAUGAGGCUUUUCUUCACUUUGGUCGUCGCCAUGAUGGCCGUGUCCGCCGUCCAGAAUGUGGCAGCCGCCGAUGCACCGGCUCCUAGCCCUACGUCCGAUGCCACCGCCUUUGUCCCCGCCGUAUUCGCCUCCCUUGGCGCUCUCGCAAUGGGGCUUCUCUUUUAAUUUUAAAAUUGUUGGCUUCUUUUUCUUCUUCUUUGUAAAUGAUGGGUUUUGAACUCGUUUUAUUUUAUUUUAUUUUUUGUUUUGAUUGAAUUUUUUUUUUAUUGACAUCCCAAUUCCAUGGGGUGUCACAACACAUUCAUCUUGUAAUAUUUAAUUUUUCAAUAUAUGAAUUAUUGUAUUGUUUGAUUGUCA